UGAUUCCUUUUAUUACUCUUCCUAAUAUUUUCUCUACCAUACUUUUUUUUUUCAUCCUUUUUCUCCUUAUAAAUACACUCCUACACCCCAUCUCCACUUCAGCACCUAACAAUUAACCACUUGAUAACAACAACCCAUAAUUUCUCUAUUCUCAACUAAAAAAACGGAAAUUAAAAAAAUGAGGCCAAUCGUACACACAGCCUUAACUCCAGAGGCGGCUCGGGUAGUCUCCAUGGCACAACCGAGGUCGCCAUGGCACUCCCCUGUACCUUACCUUUUCGGAGGACUAGCGGCUAUGCUCGGACUCAUAGCCUUUGCACUUCUUAUAUUGGCUUGCUCUUAUUGGAAAUUAUCUAGAGAUGAAACCCAACCACAGAGCAAUGAAGGGAAUGAUUUAGAGAGUGGUGGAAAAUUUGAUGGAGUUAGUAAAAUAAAUGAUCCUCCUGUUUUUGAAGAGAAAAUUGUGGUUAUUAUGGCUGGUAAUGAGAAGCCUACCUUCAUAGCAACUCCUGCACUAAUGUUUAAACACACUUCUGAUGAUCAUGAUGAUGAUGAUGAUCAUCAUCAUCAUAAAGAUGACAGAAAUGUUGCCAAGGAUGAUCAUGAAGAAGAUGAUGAAAAGUCUAAAGAAGAUGAACAUAGUUAAGGUUCAUAAUUAUUAUUAAUCCUUAAUUAUGUCAUUAAUUAGUAAGGAUUAGUCACAAAAUCCCCCCAAAAAAUCUCCUUUUUCGGAGUGUCAAUUUUGAUUAGCUAGUUAAAAAGGUACCUACAUAAGAUUACCACAAUUUUGUCUCUUUUAAUUCCCUUUUCCCAUUUUUGGCUACCUGGAAUUGGUUUAACUUACAGCGAGAGAUCAUUAUCUGACUCCAUAAUAUGAUAUUAUGCGUGUGAGUUUGUGGAUGAUGAAAAUAGCAAGAAUAUAUGUAAUUGCCUCUGCAUAUUUUGUAUUUGCGACAUUAAUUUUAUGCAGAAUGCUUUUAUUUUGAUUUGCAAGUAACUAAAAAGACUAUGUCGUUACAUUAAUUUAAUCAUUUUCUAAAAGCUUGAAGGGACAAAAUUGUUGAAUUUGCUAAUCUAAUAAGCUUUCACUAAUAUUGGUAUGAAGUAGUAGGGAUUGUUUGAUAUUAUUUUUAUAAGUAAUCUUCUUAAUCAUUUUAAUGGAACUCAUUACUCAAAUAUAUAUGUUUGUGCCUGUGCAUAUUAUUCUUGGUUGGAGCCAUAGGAUAAUUUUAAUAAUUACUUGUUUUUUUUUCUUAAACAAAUUUACGCAUCAUAAAAUUUUAUACAAUUAUCUUAUUUGCUUUUUGGACGUUAUUCAUCUCUUACUCUUAAUUUGUAUUUUGUUAUUAAUUUAUAACUUAAAAAAUUGUUUUCAUAAUUUUUAAUUAUCCACAAUUAAAGAUAUUAAAGAUUGAAUAAGUGAAUUGGAUAAAGUGCAUAAAGCAAAUGGAACACUUGUGGUGAUUAGAAGGGAUUAAAAAAUAUAUAACAAAUAAACAUACAUUAAAUCAAAUCUAACGAGAUCUCACAUAAAUAUAUUUUAUCUUACAUUGAUUAUGUCUCAAAAAUCUUAAAAUAAAUUUUUCUGAUUAAAAUGGAAUAUUCUAAAUAGGAAGUACAUUAAAUAGUGGUUAAUAUAUUUUCCCUUUCUUAGUGUUUGUGGCAAUGAAUUAAAUGCUCUUUUCUGUUUUGUCUAAAUGUGACAAAUGAAUUGAAAAAGAAAAAGAGUACAACUCCCUUUAUUUCAUUGAGUUUGUAAUUUUAUUUUUGAAAAGUUCUUAUAUUGAAAGUAUAAAUGUUGCAAAAUUUAGUGAAAGAGAAAUAAUUAUGUACUAGAUAUGAGCAAAUUUUCACAUUCAUCAUAAAUAAAAUGUACUAAGAAUUU
Amaranthus tricolor (Joseph's coat) is the source of this 1885-nucleotide messenger RNA. RefSeq names its product protein GLUTAMINE DUMPER 5-like. Lineage: Eukaryota; Viridiplantae; Streptophyta; Magnoliopsida; Caryophyllales; Amaranthaceae. The record is from RefSeq and is a predicted model, not a curated record. The transcript has a single exon. Gene Ontology annotation, biological process: regulation of amino acid export. The coding region runs from base 179 to 646 and encodes 155 amino acids.